Messenger RNA from Perca flavescens (yellow perch), 573 nucleotides. Its product is annotated as fibroblast growth factor 4. The record is from RefSeq and is a predicted model, not a curated record. Gene Ontology annotation, molecular function: growth factor activity. The transcript is spliced from 3 exons. NCBI's taxonomy places the organism in Eukaryota, Metazoa, Chordata, Actinopteri, Perciformes, Percidae. Bases 1 to 573 code for a protein of 190 amino acids.
AUGUCAUCGCCAGGGUCCAAGCUCCCUCUGCUGCUCUAUGGCAUCCUCCUGUGCAGCUCCUUUGCUCCGCUGCCAGUCAUCAGCAGUAGGAGACGGAGCAUAGUGAGUGGCGUGCCAGCGUCGCGGGACAGCGCCAGCUCCUGGGACAAGAGGGAGGAGACAGCUAGAGACGGAGAAUACCUGCUGGGGAUAAAGAGACUGAGAAGGCUUUACUGUAACGUGGGCAUUGGCUUCCACAUUCAGGUCUUACCGAACGGCAAGAUCACAGGCGUGCAUAAUGAAAACAGAUACAGCCUUCUAGAAAUGUCCCCCGUGGAGAGAGGAGUGCUGACUCUGUUUGGAGUGAGAAGCGGCCUCUUCAUCGCCAUGAGCGACAAAGGGAAACUCUACGGCUCGGGCCACUACAACGAUGAAUGCAAGUUCAAGGAGAAUCUCUUGGCCAACAACUAUAACGCAUAUGAAUCAGCUGCCUACCCCGGCAUGUACAUCGGCCUCAGCAAGACCGGAAAGACCAAAAGAGGCAACCGGGUGACACCCACCAUGACCAUGACACACUUCCUUCCCAGGAUAUGA